Procambarus clarkii (red swamp crayfish) is the source of this 415-nucleotide messenger RNA. Lineage: Eukaryota; Metazoa; Arthropoda; Malacostraca; Decapoda; Cambaridae. The record is from RefSeq and is a predicted model, not a curated record.
CCCAGCUCUUGUACACAAUGAUGAAGGCAGUGUUUGCUGUGUUGUCUGUCCUCCUUCUUGUGGCCUCGGCCAUGGCCAGCCCCGUGCCCGAGCCUGGCUAUCGUCGCCAUGGUGGCUAUGGUGGUGGAUAUGGUGGUGGUUAUGGUGGUGGAUAUGGAGGCUAUGGCGGUGGAUAUGGUGGCUAUGGAGGUGGAUAUGGUGGCUACGGAGGUGGAUAUGGUGGCUACGGAGGUGGAUAUGGUGGCUACGGAGGUGGAUAUGGAUAUGGACGUUAAGGCGAGAGGUGAGGAAGGACCAGAUCAUGCAGGAGACAAUUGGCUCCAGCUUAACAACGAGGUCCGUUCUGUGGUCAUCUCAAUGUGUUGGGUAUCAUUUACCCUCUUUUCAAUUGUUAUUUAAGAAAAUCUUUCUUUUA